Jatropha curcas is the source of this 2107-nucleotide messenger RNA. RefSeq names its product adenylate kinase family protein. Lineage: Eukaryota; Viridiplantae; Streptophyta; Magnoliopsida; Malpighiales; Euphorbiaceae. The record is from RefSeq and is a predicted model, not a curated record. Gene Ontology annotation, molecular function: AMP kinase activity; ATP binding. Gene Ontology annotation, biological process: nucleobase-containing compound metabolic process.
UUAAUCCGUUAUUGACCACGUUCUUCUUAAAGGCCUUUCUCCUUCUACAAAACCUUUCUUUUCGUCUCCCUAAUUUCUCUCGUCUGUAGAACAGAAAAAAAACAAUAAUGUUACCCACUUCACUUCCUUCUCUCCACCAUCACACUACUAAUGUUUCUUCCACUCCCUCUCUCUCUCCAGUUGUAAAUUCUUCCUCUUUCUCUUCUUCUUCUUCCUCUUCUUCUUUCUCUCUUUCUUUCCAACAAUACUCUUCUCAGUCUCGCCGUCUCUUCUCCUUUAGUCCCAACACCAACAACCAUUUGAUGCGAAAUUCAAAACCCAAGGGGUUGAGAGUAUAUUGUUCCACAACUGAGCCAUUGAAGGUGAUGAUAUCAGGUGCUCCAGCUUCUGGGAAAGGAACACAGUGUGAACUAAUAGUGAAUAAGUUUGGAUUGGUACACAUAUCAACUGGUGAUCUACUAAGGGCUCAAGUAGCUGCUGGGACAGAUAUCGGAAAUAAAGCUAAAGAGUUCAUGAAUGCUGGCUGCCUGGUUCCCGAUGAAAUUGUGACUGCUAUGGUGACAUCACGAUUAUCUCGCGAGGAUGUGAAGCAAAAAGGAUGGCUUCUAGAUGGUUAUCCACGAAGUUUUUCCCAAGCAGAAAGUCUGGAAAAAUUGAAGAUCAGACCAGAUGUUUAUAUUGUUUUAGAUGUUCCUGAUGAAAUUCUGAUCGACAGAUGUGUUGGAAGAAGACUAGAUCCAGAGACAGGAAAGAUUUACCAUAUAAAAAACUUCCUUCCAGAAAAUGAGGAUAUCAAAGCAAGACUUAUAACCCGUCCAGAUGACACUGAGGAAAAAGUAAAGUCACGUCUUGAAAUAUACAAGCAGAAUGCAGAAGCAAUUUUAUCCACUUACUCAAAUAUCAUAAAGAAGAUUGAUGGAAGUCGCCCGAAAGAAGUAGUAUUUGAAGAAAUUGAUUCUUUGCUUUCUCAAGUGCAGAAAAAUAAAGUGAAAUCUGAAAAAUUAGUACCUGAAAGUCAGAGCAACUUUAAUCAGGCAUCAGUUCAGAAGGAUAAAUGGAGAGGAAUUCCUACUCGAUUAAACAAUAUUCCUCAUUCCAGAGAAAUCAGAAAUUAUUUCUAUGAUGAUGUUCUACAAGCCACACAGAGAGCUGUAAAUGAUGGUAGAUUGCGUUUAAAGGUUGAGAUUGCUAUUCCAGAGCUGAACCCAGAAAUGGAUGUUUAUCGAAUAGGUACCUUGAUGGAGCUUGUUCGAGUUCUUGCUCUGUCAUUUGCUGAUGACGGAAAACGUGUCAAGGUUUGUGUUCAAGGAUCUAUGGGGCAAGGUGCACUUGCUGGAAUGCCACUGCAACUUUCGGGUACUCGAAAGAUCUUGGAGUUUAUGGAUUGGGGUGAAUAUGGAGCUCUGGGAACCUUUAUCAAGAUUGGUUCUAUAGGUGCAAAAGAAGUUGAUAAAGAGGAUGACAUAUUCAUUUUAGUGGCACCUCAAAAUGCUGUAGGGAAUUGUAUUAUAGAUGAUUUAAAGGCCAUGACUGAUGCUGCUGGGAAUCGACCGGUCAUUCUUGUUAAUCCAAGGCUCAAGGAUUUACCUGGUUCAAGUGGCAUAAUGCAAACAAUGGGCCGGGACAAAAGACUGGAGUAUGCUGCUUCUUUUGAAAAUUGCUAUUGCUUUCGGCUUCUCUACUAUGCAGGGACCCAGUAUCCUAUAAUGGGAGCUCUCAGGUUUUCAUAUCCGUACCGUUACGAAUUAUAUAAGAGGGUGGAUCAACCUUCAGGUGGAGAAAAGUAUGAAGUCUUGUCAACAUUCAGUGAAAAGCCAAGCUCUGAUGAUAUAAAUGACGCCUUCUUGAGGAAACCAGGAAACCAAACUAAAAAAGCGUCAGGAUUUUGGGGCUUCUUGAGUAGUGUAUUUUGAGUUGAAAGGAAAACAGUAAGUAAAAUUUUAUGCAUGAUUAUCAAGUUUAAGGCUUUGUUUGGUAUAAAUAAAUUUCAUAAAUUUUGUAGAAAUUUCAUGUUUUUAUAUUUGAUAUAAAUGAGAAUAUAUUCAUUUCGCUUGUAAAAACUAAAUUUUAUAAAAUCUGACAAAAGUUCUAUGCUGGGUUUCAGGAA